Molecule: messenger RNA, 1164 nt
Organism: Corvus hawaiiensis (hawaiian crow)
Lineage: Eukaryota; Metazoa; Chordata; Aves; Passeriformes; Corvidae
Product: transmembrane protein 14C-like
Exons: 4
Coding region: 94-414 (106 amino acids)
Biological process (GO): regulation of heme biosynthetic process
Cellular component (GO): mitochondrial membrane
Source: RefSeq, a predicted model, not a curated record
GGGGCGGCCGGGGAGGGACGGAGGGAGGGCGGCCCAAGGUCGGCGCGGCGCUGCGCAGCCGUGCCCUGCGCGGGUGUCCGCGGCUGCUCGCAGAUGGAGUACGACUGGCUGGGCUUCGGCUACGCGGCGCUGGUGGCGGCGGGCGGUGUCGUGGGCUACGCCAAGGCAGGCAGCGUCCCUUCUCUAGCUGCCGGUCUUCUGUUCGGCGGCUUAGCGGGACUAGGCGCUUACCAGCAGUCCAAAGAUCCAAAGAAUGUGUGGCUUUCCCUCGUGGCAUCUGGCACCUUGUCUACUGUUAUGGGAAUGAGAUUCUACAACUCCAAAAAGGCAAUGCCCGGGAUAAUUGCCGGUGCCAGUUUACUGAUGGUUGGACGGCUUGGAUUGCAGAUGAUGGAAAAACCUCUUAAGCCAUAAAUCUACAUUAAGUGACUUGAAGAUACAUGAUUGAGAAGCCCAAAAAUGCAACUGCCUAAAUGUGCUGCACAGAAGUGGAAAAGGCACUGCUACCUGUGCAUUGUAUUUUUCAUAUCCUAAUGCACGUGGGUUGUGUUUUUAAAGGACCCACAUAGAGAGCCCUUGUCAUGUCUUCCAAAAUGGUAUUUGUCUUAACAUUUUCUGCACUGAAAGCAAGCAAGAAAAUAUGAGUAUAGCAUUAGUUAAGCUUCUGGUCCUGCAACUUAGUGUAGGCAAAGACCUCCUGGCCCUUGCAUUCAGACAGUUGUAGGAUUGAAGCUUAAACGCACAUCCUGACUCAUCCUUCUAAAAUCAUGUAUACCUCUAAAACUAGGGGAGAGGAGCAGCUGAUUUGUCACUAGUAAUUAAUACAAUAAACAUGCUCAUUCUGUUUCAUCUCCCUUCCCAUAUCAGUUUAUCUGUUCACAGUGUUUGUCAGUCAGGGAGUUUGUUUUCCCAGCACUGCGUGUUAGAGCCUGGUCCCACAAAACACAGCCACGGAGCGAGUCGAGGCUCUGCUGUAGUGCAAUAAAUGCAUACCCAUGCCUUGUGGUCACUUGUCAGCAACAGAACUCAGCUCUAUGUCACUCACUGUGAUUUUACAGGUUACUACUCAUAAAUCAAAAAUACACUUUAUUAGGUAAUGCUGAAUUGUAGGCACAGCUUUAUUAAAAUGUUACUUUAAAUAAACUAAAAAAUUAUUAUUGAAAA